Messenger RNA from Onychomys torridus (southern grasshopper mouse), 6571 nucleotides. RefSeq names its product protein phosphatase, Mg2+/Mn2+ dependent 1H (gene Ppm1h). Gene Ontology annotation, biological process: protein dephosphorylation. Gene Ontology annotation, molecular function: protein serine/threonine phosphatase activity. Lineage: Eukaryota; Metazoa; Chordata; Mammalia; Rodentia; Cricetidae. The coding region runs from base 599 to 2140 and encodes 513 amino acids. The record is from RefSeq and is a predicted model, not a curated record. The transcript has 10 exons.
CAGCCCCUAACACCUGCACAGCCACCAGCGCACAGCGCCCCCAUCCUCCUCGCCAGGUACCGACCAGGCCAGGCUCCGUCUGCCUCCGGAGGUCACGGUCCGGGAACUAGCCGGGCUCGGCCGACAGGGGAGGGGCUGAGCCUGGGCCAGAGCUGCAGCCGGGAGCCCGUGCAGCCUGAUUAUCACAUGACUCGACGGCGGUAGCGGUAGCAGCUUGAGCGGCUGGUCCGCGCGGGCUCGCCGGGUGGGCUCAGUUCCGCGCACGCAGGAGGAGCGGGGCGCAAGGGGGCGGGGAAGGGACCCGCCGCAGCCGCCGCCCGCCAGCCGCUCUCGGGGGCUCUCGCUUGUCCCUCCCUAGCCGCCCGCCCGCUCCAUGUCGCCCGGUUGCGGAAGUGUCGCCGGGAGAGGUGGUGGCGGCAGCAAGGAGCACGGGAAGCCGGGGCUCGGCCCCCUGCAGCACUGAGCUCCGGGAGCCGCGCGCUCCGAGCGGCCCGGCUAGCCGUGCGCCCCGCGCCCUCCGCAGCCUGCAUGCCCCGCGCUGCGCCUCUGCCGGCCGCCGCCUCCUGCUCGCCCAGCGGCUGCCCGGCGCCGGAGUAAUAUGCUCACUCGCGUGAAAUCUGCCGUGGCCAAUUUCAUGGGCGGCAUCAUGGCUGGCAGCUCCGGCUCCGAGCACGGCGGUAGCGGCUACGGAGGCUCGGACUUGCCCCUGCGCUUCCCGUACGGCCGGCCGGAGUUCCUCGGGCUGUCUCAGGAUGAAGUGGAGUGCAGCGCGGACCACAUCGCCCGCCCCAUCCUCAUCCUCAAGGAGACCCGGAGGCUGCCCUGGGCCACCGGCUACGCAGAGGUUAUCAAUGCCGGGAAGAGCACGCACAAUGAAGACCAAGCCAGCUGUGAGGUGUUCACGGUGAAGAAGAAAGCCGGGGCCGUGACGUCCACCCCAAACAGAAACUCGAAGCGAAGGUCGUCCCUUCCCAACGGGGAAGGAUUGCAGUUGAAGGAGAACUCUGAGUCCGAGGGCAUCUCCUGCCACUACUGGUCCCUGUUCGACGGCCACGCGGGCUCGGGGGCUGCUGUGGUGGCAUCUCGGCUGCUGCAGCACCAUAUCACACAGCAGCUGCAGGACAUCGCGGAGAUCCUGAAGAACUCCGCCAUCCUUCCCCCGACCUGCCUAGGGGAGGAGCCCGAGAGCACACCGGCCCAUGGCAGGACCCUAACCCGCGCAGCCUCGCUGCGUGGAGGUGUGGGGGCCCCCGGGUCCCCCAGCACACCACCCACGCGCUUCUUCACCGAAAAGAAGAUCCCGCAUGAGUGUUUGGUCAUUGGGGCCCUGGAGAGCGCCUUCAAGGAAAUGGACCUUCAGAUAGAACGGGAAAGGAGUACCUAUAACAUAUCGGGCGGCUGCACAGCCCUCAUCGUAGUCUGCCUCUUGGGGAAGCUGUAUGUGGCAAACGCUGGGGACAGCAGGGCCAUAAUCGUCAGAAAUGGAGAAAUCAUUCCCAUGUCUUCGGAAUUCACCCCUGAGACCGAGCGCCAGCGACUUCAGUACCUGGCGUUCAUGCAGCCUCACUUGCUGGGAAAUGAGUUCACACAUUUGGAGUUUCCAAGGAGAGUGCAGAGGAAAGAACUGGGGAAGAAGAUGCUCUACAGAGACUUUAAUAUGACAGGCUGGGCAUACAAAACCAUUGAGGAUGAAGACUUGAAGUUUCCCCUUAUAUAUGGAGAAGGCAAGAAGGCCCGGGUAAUGGCGACUAUUGGAGUGACCAGGGGACUUGGGGACCAUGACCUGAAGGUUCAUGACUCCAACAUCUACAUAAAACCAUUCCUGUCUUCAGCUCCAGAGGUAAGAGUCUAUGAUCUCUCCCAGUAUGAGCAUGGAGCAGAUGACGUGCUGAUCUUGGCUACUGACGGACUCUGGGAUGUUUUAUCAAACGAAGAAGUAGCAGAAGCAAUCACUCAGUUUCUUCCUAACUGUGAUCCAGAUGACCCUCACAGGUACACGCUGGCAGCUCAGGACUUGGUGAUGCGUGCCCGGGGCGUCCUGAAGGACAGAGGAUGGCGGAUAGCAGAUGACCGGCUGGGCUCAGGAGACGACAUUUCUGUCUACGUUAUUCCUUUAAUACAUGGGAACAAACUGUCGUGAAAGUGACCUAGGGGACUGGGAGGACAGAAGGGGAGAAAGCUGGGUUGCCUCUACGCAGGGCCGGAACUGGGGAGUGCCUGGGCUGGAUUCCAGGUGAUGCAAUUUCUUCCCAGCCCAGAUGGGGAAUUUGCAGCCCAAAGGCCUCUCUGGCUUUGCUUCAAGAUGACUCUUGAGUUUCCGUUUCUUCUUUAGUCCCAGGUCUGGACACUGAAUAAGAGCAAGACACACAGCCUGCUACUGGGUGUUACGUUUCUCUCGGUCUCUAUUGUAGGGUUCCUAGGUGGCUAUUGCCUAUUUGGGGCACAGGCAUACACAUUUAUUUAUUUGAUCUAGAAUAGCAGGGACAGCCAUUUCAGGUGUAACCGGCAGGAGACUCCUCAGCCUGUCAAGCUGCCGGAUUCUCUCCAGGUGAAGAGCCCCAUUGAAAAGUGAAGGACCAUGCCUCAGAAAGUGUGAGCACCCAUCUUGUCGAAAGCUCCGGCUGUUUCAGGGAUUCUGCCUUGCUCUGUCUCAUCCCUUCCCCCACUUCCUGUCUCCCUCUAGAUUCUUUUGUGGUAAUGGGGUGAGGCAGGGAUUUUUUUUUUUUUUUUUUUUUUUUCCUUUUUGACAUUCCUUGAAUCUUUCUCAUUUCUGUUCACUGGGACUUUCCAAAAUGUUGCUGGGCAGUUUCCAUUAUCAGAGACCAGCCCGAUCUGGCUUGUCCCACAUUCUGUGUCCCACACACGUGUGUAGUGGUCCAGAGCAAUGCACCGUGUGGGAGUUAGUCUUUGUUGUAUAACAUUUUUACCCCUGAGUUCUGUUUCCUCACCAAGUCAACGUGUGCUUCAAAAUGUGGGUGUUUCCUCGGACCCACAGUCCCCCUGUCAUCUGCCAGUCUCGAGAUUUUGCUGUGAGAGGUUGGUUUUUCACUUCUGGACUGUGUAGGUGCUCGCCUACCUUCUGUGUCCUGGAGACGCAUAGGAAGCAGCAUCUAAUACAGUAGCUGAGGAAUCCUUCUGUCCGUCAGUCAGCCAUACUUCAUUAGGGGAGAGUGUGGGAUUCAGGCUUCCUAGGUCGUUGACUCUUCUCCACUCCACAGGAAGUGUGAGAGUCACAGGUCUGUUAGCUGCCUCUCCUCUCUUCCUGCCGUCUCCAUUCAAGGGUAGAUGGAAUGACUCCUGAGUAUAAAAGUGAAUUUGAACUGGGGCUGGUCGUUCCCAUGCUGCCCACCCUCUUCUUCAAAGGAAUCAUGAUGUAGAAACCUAAGAGCUGAGCCCCACUUCCCCACUGUGCAUCCGCCUCCACCGCUGGGCAUUGCCUCACAGGCAUAGCAAAAGCACACGCAUGGGUGUCCUGUCUGCCUCCUGCUUCCUUGCUGGGAGGAACAGCAAAGUCCAGCUUAAGAACCACCUGCCUCUUGAGCAGACUGCUGCUCUGCCCAGGGGCCCUCAGAUCAACAUCUGAUUGCUUAGUCCUGUUCCUCUGGUCUUCCAAGUAUCAUCAACUUGGUAUGAUUCAGACACUCUUCCAACCCAGCAAAGAAAAAACAAACAAAAAAACAAAAAAAUGGUGUAAUUCCCCCAAAACACACAAGAGGCGACUCCAGCUCUUGUGUUUAAGAUAAUUUUUUUCUUCCCAGAGGAGGGCAGAGGAGCAUAUCCCCCAGGCUAAUAAGUCAUCCACAUUCCUAGAGUUGUAGAUAAUUUCUUAGGAAAGGCCUGGUGCCUUCCUCCUCAGGAACAAAGUCACCCCACUGUGUAGAACCAGUACCCAGUCCGGCAGGGGACAUACUGUGUGUGUGUGCCAACUUGUUGCCUGAGAACCGGGUUGCUGCCAUGUCAGGAGCAUCUUCAUCCAGCUGUGCACCCUCCUCCUUCAGGAAGUCUUCACCACCCCAGACAUGGCCGUAGGGAAUGGUUUGUGGCAACCAUUUGCUUCUCUGGAAGAAUGUCAUGCUGUGGGAGACUGCUCAGGCGUGUUCCAGCAGCAUGGCCCUCUUCCCACAUCUGCCCAGUUCUCAAAGUCAUGUGCAGACAGGAAACGAGAAAGUCUUGGAAGUCCCUGGAGACCUGAGCCACUGUCUUUGGGAGCAUUGCCAUAUUCUCAAUGCCUUUCAUAUUUUGCUUCUCAGUACUCCUCUCUGGGUCUCACCUUGACCUUCCCCAGUCAUAGGGCCACUAGAGUCCGCAUUGGAGUGUAAAUAUCUUAUAUGGUGUGUGACAACAUUCUCCCAGUUCGUUUACUGCCAAGGCACAUCUCAGGACAACAGAGCAGAAGCAAAGCCUGGAAAACCCAAAUUCAAAUUAUCCUAAAACCCAAGGUCCUUCUGGUUUUAGUUGGAAACGUAUCUAGGAAUUCUCUUCAGGAGACCCUGUGGGUGGAAGGGUUUUAGUCGAUGGCCAAACCCCGUUUGUGUUGUGGGAUUGUGAAGACGAAAAAAUGAGGUGUGUAGAUCAACCGUGAGGAGAGGGAUUUGUUCCCGUCCAUGGCAGACCUACCCAGCACUGAUACUGCUCUGUGCAUUGGGCUUGCUCACUGUUCACCCAGGCUCCAAGUCACCCUGUCCCAGAACAGUAACGUCUGUGUCACAGGUUGGUCCUUGGAGCAUUUCUGGAAAGGUCAAAAGACAACACACUCAGACGUCUGCAAAAUGUCUUUCUGUGUGUUUAGGAACUAUGUCUGACUGACUUACAGCCGGACCUGCUUGCCUCCGAGGAAGCCUUGUGUAAUGAAAAGCAUUUGAUUUCCCAGUCAAGGCUUUACGGGUGUCUUGGGGGUUGUGUGGCUACUUCCUUUAAUGAAAGGCUCUUUCAGCCCUAAAUCUCUUGGCUCAGCCUGCCCCUGCUCUCUGGCUCGUGGUAUACCUCCCUAAAGAGUGUGAACUCUGAAACCCUUUACUAGGUGGUAACUAAAGCUUUGUCUUUCUUAACACCAAAUGUCAGCAGCCAAAGACUCAGAAGGGGCCUGCUGGGGUUGUGUACUCAACAAUUGUCCCUGUGGCAGAGAGCGGUGGCAAUUGAGCUGGGCCAAACAUGCAGCUGUCUAACCAGAACAAGCCCGAGAAGCCUGUGUUUCAGUUAUUUUCCACAGUAUUCCACGUUGGAGGAUUUGGAGUGUCGGAUUUUUUAAAUUCCUAACGUCUUACCUCCAUGGGGCUACAUGGAGCCAGCUGCGUCUUCCCACCAUGCUUCUCUGAAAGUCCCUUUCUUGAGAGGAAUUAUACCCAUGGAUGGAUAUCGGUGGGCAGGCGUGGGAGCCCCUGGAGCCAAAAGUCCUCCAGGCCUUAGCCGUUUGGAUGGGGAAUUCAGUAUCCCAAGACUGCUCGCUAGUUUAGAAUCCCUUUGGGAAGGUGUCUUUUAAAAUGCUGACCCUUCUUUUGUGCUCUCCCUCCCUGGCCUCCUUCCUCAUCAGCCCCUCUGCUGUGUUUGCAAAGGAACAAGUGGGGGUGGGGGGUGUUGCUCUUGGGUGUACUAGUUUGAAGGUGUCACCCCCUCCCUUCGGUGAGCCAGGAUCUCUGACGUCUUCAGAGUGUCUCUGUUGUACCAUGGUGAGCUUCUAAUUUCAGUGAGUUGUUACUCCUGGGCCAGCGGGAGACAGCAUUGUAAUUGUCUAUGCAAAGGAACAAAUCGCCUGACCCUCAGGCCUACCAGAUGGAAGAGUAGAGCAGCCUUUCGGCCACAGGACAGGAUUUUGUGUUCGGAGCUCAGAAUUGUGAGGGCCUGUAGACUGUAUAGCCCACCUCACUGAGCAAACCUUGGGUGCUAUGUGGCAAUGUGGCAUCUGUGUGUACACUGGAACUUUCAGGGGACGCUGUGUGAGCAGCCUGGCUGGCUUGCCUCUUCUGUGAGCCCUGUGGCCCCUUUGUGGAUGUGAACACCAUGGGGGGGGGGGGGGAUACUGCUCUCUCUAGUUCAUGAUGUUAUCUGUGUAAAUAGCUUUAAAUUUUCCUUUCUGUGUCUUAGGUGGAGUUGUGUUCAUGUAGCAACCAAGUAGGCCGUGACCAAAUAAGGCUGUAUCUGUACUGUCGUUUUUCAGCUGGGAUGUGCUGAAGAUGGAGACCCUGUGUCCUCCCCCCCUCCCCUCAUUCGAUGAGUAUUUCGUGUGUGUUUAGGGGGUCCCAUUCCUGUUUUGCCUCUAAUUUUCUUUGUUUCUUUGGUAAACCCAGGGAGGCCCCUAGUAAGAAUCAUUUGUAAGAAUAUGUAUGUCAUAGUCUGGGUUUCCAAAACUACUCCACAUACAGUGACUGGAGAGGAAUCUGCCUGGAAAUGGUCUCAGACUCCUGUACCUUUCUGCUUCGUGAUUGUGAAACAUUGACUUUUGUAAACCCCCCAAACGAGAACUGUUUAAAGGGAUCUAUUUUGUGUGUUUUGAACCUUAGGUGCAGUGUCCCCUGGAAAAAGCCCAAGAACUGUAUAUGCUCAAUGACGUUUUAAAUAAAAUGCUAUAUAUGUA